UCAUGCUUUAGUGUUCGACCGGGACGAAUUGUUGCGUCUGGUGAAGCGGAAUGUGGCCAGAUUCUUGUUUGCGUGUGAUUUUGAUAAGCGCCUGCUUGUUUGUGUAAACUCAUUUAAGUAUAAAGUUAAAAAAGCAAUUUAUGGUCCGUAAAUAACCCUACACCGUUGGGUGUGUAACGUGGAACCAAGCGAGUGUAAUAGUACAGUGUGAUGCAAAUUUUAGUUGCGUGGUGUAAUAUUUUUUUUAUUGUUAGAUUAACGAAUGAAUAUUUAUACUGUAACAAAAAUUUAUUACACUCUGUGCAAAAGAAAAAGAAAUUUUAUUCAACUAUUAGGUACAUUCAACCAACUUAAAAAAAAUAUUAUGCUAGAAUAUCUCUGGAGAGAAACAAGCGUUACUCACUGUAAAUCGUAUCACUGUUCGUAAGGAUGCUGCAAGAAGGAUAGGGAAGGACACUAUCGACGAGGACUCUGAGUCUGCAGAAUUUGAUCCUUAUCUCCGAAAGUCCUUUCUUGCUGUCUUCCGAUUACACAGGACCACGUGCUGAAGUGUGUGUAUCUCCCCGCACUUCUUUAAAUGUGAACGCUGUUUGACCCUUGGUCACAUGUAGUGUUGUGUGAAGUGUGUUACUUGGUGGAAGUUCCUCACUGACGUGGAUUGUGAUUGUGCAUGCAAGUUCCUUACGCUAAUCUGUUCACGCAGAAACCCUCAAAGCGUUCCCCCAACUAAGAAGCCAGCAUGGACAAGGACCAGCAAAAACAACCGUUGGUUAUCGAAUACCGGAAAAACUAUGGGACGUCUGCCAGUUCGCAACCGUUCCUGCCGGCGGCUUCCCAGUCGGCCAGCCCAUCGGAGCAACCGGGUCCUCAGCGGUCCAUCAUCUAUUGCGUGCACGGACAGCUGGCCGAUUCCUGCUGUGAGCUGCCAAACGAGCUCAGCAUCAGAAAGAUUGACUCGCAUUGUCACAAGCCACGGCAGGAAGGGAUCGAUAAGAUAGCUCGGAAGAAGCUCAUGCUGGCGAGUGUGCUUUGCGUCAUUUUUAUGAUUGCUGAGAUAAUAGGUGGUAUUUACUCAAACAGUCUCGCCAUCGCGACAGAUGCAGCCCAUCUUAUGGCGGACUUGGCCAGCUUUAUGAUAUCCCUGCUGGCCCUCUGGAUAGCGGCGCGACCCUCGACAAAGCGGCUUUCUUUCGGCUGGUACCGAGCGGAAGUUAUUGGUGCUUUAGUGUCGGUGUUAAUGAUUUGGGUGGUGACAGCCAUCUUGUUUUACCUGGCAGUUCUGCGGACGAUCAACAGAGACUUUGAGCUGGACGGUGAGGUAAUGCUGAUAACAUCCGGUCUAGGAAUAUUGGUGAAUGUGAUCAUGGGCGCUACACUGCAUAACCACGGUCACAGCCAUGCGGGUGGUGGGCAUCACGAGGAGGAAAACAUCAACGUUCGGGCAGCAUUCAUCCAUGUGCUGAGUGAUUUCGUGCAGAGCCUGGGCGUAUUUAUAGCAGCGUUGGUGAUUUAUUUCAAGCCCGACUGGAACAUCAUUGAUCCGAUCUGCACGUUCGUGUUUUCGCUGCUGGUGCUCGCCACGACGAUUGCCAUCAUGCGAGAUGCAAUUGUGGUUCUUAUGGAGGGCACCCCGAAGUAUCUCGAUUACACCGAAGUUAUGCAAACGUUUCUGCAAAUUGAGGGCGUCGUAAGAGUACACAAUCUGCGCAUUUGGGCUCUCAGUAUCAACAAGAUAGCACUCGCUGCUCAUUUAGCUGUCGAGCCAAACACCAGCACCGAGCUGGUACUGAGGGAAGCCACACAAACGGUUCACGCUAAGUACAAAUUUUUCGAAACAACGCUGCAGAUAGAAGAGUUUCAACCAGAUAUGGAAGAUUGCAAUCAGUGUUCGAAUCCAAUUUAGUGAGCGACCCGGAAGCGGGGUGAAGUGAACCUACUUUUCGACACAACGAUGCUGCUGGCGGAAGGAGCAAACGUUAACUGGAUGCGGUAAAAUAAAGCUAUGAAACUGUU
This is a messenger RNA of Anopheles stephensi (Asian malaria mosquito), 2013 nucleotides long. Its product is annotated as zinc transporter 2-like. The transcript is spliced from 9 exons. Gene Ontology annotation, biological process: response to zinc ion; zinc ion transmembrane transport. Bases 740 to 1903 code for a protein of 387 amino acids. Gene Ontology annotation, cellular component: plasma membrane. Gene Ontology annotation, molecular function: zinc ion transmembrane transporter activity. NCBI's taxonomy places the organism in Eukaryota, Metazoa, Arthropoda, Insecta, Diptera, Culicidae. The record is from RefSeq and is a predicted model, not a curated record.